This is a messenger RNA of Drosophila grimshawi, 867 nucleotides long. Its product is annotated as heat shock protein 23. The coding region runs from base 138 to 752 and encodes 204 amino acids. Gene Ontology annotation, molecular function: protein folding chaperone. The transcript has a single exon. The record is from RefSeq and is a predicted model, not a curated record. Gene Ontology annotation, biological process: response to heat; protein refolding. NCBI's taxonomy places the organism in Eukaryota, Metazoa, Arthropoda, Insecta, Diptera, Drosophilidae.
CGCAAGACAGUUAUCAUCAAGUGCAUACAAACUUAACUUCGCUGUGCGAAAGAAAACCAAAAAGAAACGGUAUCAUUUCUAAAUUUUUUUUUUCAAACACAUUUACAGAAAAAGUACAAAGUUCAAAUUACGAAAAAAUGGCGUUGUCUAAUUUGCUAUCAAUGGCUGAGGCACUGCAGCCUACCCGCAGCCACCUCGACUACGAUUUCGGAUUGGGAAUGCAUCCGCGCCAGCUACAAGCCUGGUGCACCACUCCUUCCCAGCCCCUGCUGGCUCCUUGGCAGUGCCAGGCCUGGCCAUCGCCGGCCCAUCGACGCUGCAAACGUGCAACUGCUGAAAAUGGCGAAGGUUGGCCCGUCUGCCAGGUGGGCAAGGAUGGAUUCCAGGUGUGCAUGGAUGUCACCCAGUUUACGCCCAGUGAACUCUGCGUCAAAGUCGUCGAGAACUGCAUUGUCGUAGAGGGAAAGCAUGAGGAAAGGGCGGAUGAUCACGGGUACAUCUCACGGCAUUUUGUGCGUCGCUAUUCCAUUCCCAAGGGCUAUGAGGCAGACAAGGUGAUCUCCUCGCUGUCCUCGGAUGGCGUACUCACGAUCAAUAUGCCCAAGCCACAGGCGAUUCAGGACAAGUCCAAGGAGCGUGUGGUGCAAAUCCAACAAGUGGGUCCCGCUCAUCUCAAUGUCAAGCAGAACGAUGUGGAUCACAAGCAGCAAAACGAUCCAAAAUCCAAGUCGGGCACUGGCAACACCAAGUAGAAUCAAUCAUCAAUCAGCCUUUCAUCAGUCAUCCUCAUUCAUCAUUCAUAUUUAUUGUAACGAGCAAAGACUAAUUAUGCAUUUCUUCAAAUAAACCAAUUUUAAGAGCAUUAAA